Molecule: messenger RNA, 1162 nt
Organism: Anopheles darlingi
Lineage: Eukaryota; Metazoa; Arthropoda; Insecta; Diptera; Culicidae
Product: G kinase-anchoring protein 1-like
Exons: 2
Coding region: 84-1052 (322 amino acids)
Biological process (GO): signal transduction
Cellular component (GO): Golgi apparatus
Source: RefSeq, a predicted model, not a curated record
UUCCCGGCUAGUAAACAAACCGAAUUUCCUCGAGAUUUUUCUCCCGAUUUUCCAUUCCACGGUUAGUUUUAAGCCGGAAAACCAUGUUCACCGUAGUUCCUUCGCGAUUCCAAGGAUUGAAAAUAGAAGACGAAGAGGGGUUUCGAUGGGUUGGGAAACCAAAGAAAAAUUCGAAACCAGCCGCUGUUCCGGCUCCGAAACAGACCGCGGUGAAAAACGGACCGGCUAAACAGCAGCCUCCAAAGAAGCAAAAACCGAAACCACCAAAGAACAAAGGCCCGAACGAGGCGGAUCAGAACGAACAGUGGUCCAAAUGGCAGCAAAAGGAUACGGAAAUUUUGGAGAAGAGCUACAUGAGCGACCUCGAACAAGCACUUUUGCAGUCAAAGCUAGACUUUGAGGCCAACAAACCCAAAUACGAUCAAGCCGAAAAAGAUGCUAAACAACAGUCCGCUGCAGCCAAACCCCGUAAACCAAAAGCCCUGUCUUUGCACGAGUUUCAGGAAAAGGUACAUAACGAUAUGAAGCAGAAAGAACAGCAACGGCACCGGAAACAGGUAGAAGAUGAGUACAACAAGAACUACACGUUCUUCGAACAAAUCGAUCUCGAAACAAAGCAAAUCAUCAACAAGGAACAGAUGAAGGCGCUGUUUCAAACCAAAGAUAUCUCUGCGAUGGCCAACAGUGCGAAAAACGUGUCCAAGAAAGGCAGUAAGCGCACGGCUGCCAACGAAACUCCCAGUGAGUUGGAUCUGCUGAAGGCCGAAAACAAGGAGCUAAAAGAACAAUUGUAUCUGCUAAGCUUCGAGCUCAAAAACGUGGCCCUUAAGCUGUCGAGUGCGGAAAUGAAGGAAAAGGGGGAGCUGCUGCUGGAGAUUGAACAGCUGAAGCGAGUGCAGGAAGAUAUGACGGCCGAAAUGACCGCUCUCUAUGGUGAACUGGAGCAAGCCAAAUCCAAAUCGAACCAGGAUGCCAAGUUCAAGGAUAAGAUUAAGUUACGAAAAGCCGUCCAGUCUGGAAAUGGUACGGAACAGCAGUCUACCGGUAAUUAGAGCUGCUUAUCGUACUUUUCGUAACUUUUGUAAACUCGAAUCUCAUAAUCUGUGAAAUUGUAAUGAUCUUGAAAUAAUAAAGAAGUCUUCGGUAAGCGAAAGCUGCCAAG